Eruca vesicaria subsp. sativa (arugula) is the source of this 897-nucleotide messenger RNA. NCBI's taxonomy places the organism in Eukaryota, Viridiplantae, Streptophyta, Magnoliopsida, Brassicales, Brassicaceae. The record is from the annotation of a GenBank genome assembly.
AUGGAGUUGCUCUGCAGUCUUCACGGCUGGAAAAUCCGAGAUUCUCCAAGAAGAGUCAUUGAUGCUGUCUUGUUCAGCAACGAGAUUGAUAUGCUGAGCAUCCGUUGGAAGGAGUUAGAUCCUUACAUCACGCAGUUUGUGCUUCUCGAAUCAAACUCCACUUUCACGGGACUCUCAAAACCCUUGGCUUUCGCAGAUAACCGGCACGAGAGGUUCAAAUUUGCAGAGUCAAGGCUGGCAUAUGGGAACGUAGGAGGAGGAAGAAGGUUCAAGAAAGGAGAGAACCCGUUUGUGGAAGAAUCAUUCCAAAGGCUCGCACUGGACCAGUUGAUCAAGCUCGCGGGUGUAAAAGAAGAUGAUCUUUUGAUCAUGUCGGAUGUGGACGAGAUCCCAAGCGGUCAUACCAUAAAUUUGCUGAGAUGGUGUGAGGGAUAUCCACCGGUCCUCCACCUUCAGCUGAGAAACUACCUCUACUCGUAUGAGUACUAUGUCGAUAACAAAAGCUGGAGAGCUUCCAUCCAUCUCUACAAGCCUGGGAAGACCAGGUACGCUCAUUUCAGGCAGAGCGACAGUCUUCUGACAGAUUCAGGCUGGCAUUGCAGCUUCUGUUUCAGACACAUCAAAGAUUUCGUGUUCAAGAUGAAAGCCUACAGCCAUACUGACCGUGUUAGAUUCUUACAUUACCUAAACCCGGAACGGAUACAAGAUGUGAUAUGCAAAGGAAAUGAUCUUUUUGAUAUGUUUCCGGAAGAACACACUUUCAGAGAGAUAAUAGGGAAACUAGGUCCGAUACCGAGGUCUUACUCAGCUGUUCACCUCCCUGGAUAUCUGAUCCAGAACGCUGACAGUUACAAGUACUUGUUACCUGGGAACUGCAUUAGAGAAACUGACUUAUAG